Messenger RNA from Desarmillaria tabescens, 471 nucleotides. RefSeq names its product Phox domain-containing protein. Gene Ontology annotation, molecular function: phosphatidylinositol-3-phosphate binding. Lineage: Eukaryota; Fungi; Basidiomycota; Agaricomycetes; Agaricales; Physalacriaceae. Gene Ontology annotation, cellular component: retromer complex; early endosome membrane. The record is from RefSeq and is a predicted model, not a curated record. Bases 1 to 471 code for a protein of 156 amino acids. The transcript is spliced from 4 exons. Gene Ontology annotation, biological process: endocytic recycling; late endosome to Golgi transport.
AUGACGACCGUAUCUCCCUUUGCCCGCAGCAGCGCCUUUGAAGACACACGCCUCCCAGGACGCGAGCAGACCAUAGAGGAAAUGUACAGCGUCCCGGAAAGCUUCCUCGAAAUCGAGGUUCGUAAUCCCCAGACACAUGGAUUUGGAAGGAAGAUGUAUACUGACUAUGAGAUAGUCUGCAAGACUAACAUACCAGCGUUCAAACUGCGGCAUAGUCUGGUUCGACGAAGAUACAGUGACUUUGAAGCAUUCAGAGAUAUUCUUGAGCGGGAGAGCACGCGCGUGAACAUUCCGCCGUUGCCGGGAAAGGUGUUCACUAAUCGAUUUAGUGAGGAGGUCAUUGAAGGACGGCGAGAAGGACUGGAGAGGUUCCUGAGCGUUGUUGCUGGACAUCCCCUACUGCAAACAGGUAGCAAAGUUUUGUGUGCUUUCCUUCAAGAUCCCGGUUGGGAUAGAGCUCAGUGGAUGUAG